AUGAAUGGGGUACUCGCCCUUUCAGCAUACCAAGUUGCGUCAGUUACUCACUGCCAACAUGCCCGUCGGAAAGAGUAUCAAUACCAGAUGCUAGCUAUCCAGGAUCUCAGAAGGUGUCUGUCCAACUUUAGGCCGGAGCAUGCUGAUGGAGCCCUUGUUGCCUCAAUGGCCUUGCUAUGGCUCUGUGAAGACAUGUCGAGCCGAAGACAGAUUGCAGAAGGGAUCUCAGCGAUUUUGCAAACAUGCCACCGGUUAGGUCACCAAUCCGGAUUUUAUCACAUGAUAUCAAAAGCAUGGCGUCAAACUGCCCAUCUGCACACAACGCUCAAGACGGAGUGCGGGAAGCCGAAUGGACUACAACGUAUAAUUGUCGAGAUGCAGAAAUUCAAGGCCCUCUUGAAGGAGCAAGAACCGGACGAUGACACUUGGAGACAACUGCGGUUACUCAUCGCCCUCGCGGAGGACUUGACCGAACUGGAGCCAUCAACACCUGCCGAUAAACAAUUCGAACGGAUCCGGCUAUUGCGAGACUACAAACUCUGGCUCCCACUUAACGACCUCUUGACCGGCAGGAACCUGUCGAGCACGCUGAUGGUUAAUGCCUACCUAUACACGAUAGCUUUAUACGCCCAGCGCCAGACAUCGCAGGCGUAUAUGAUUGACCUGGGAGUUGACCUGCCCAGUUUGCUGGAUGAAACGUUCCGGCAAAUCACACCUAUUAACUCGUACCUUGGUCCACUCAACAACCUGAAAGCCCUGGUAUCGUCAUUGUCAUAA
Molecule: messenger RNA, 777 nt
Organism: Fusarium mangiferae
Lineage: Eukaryota; Fungi; Ascomycota; Sordariomycetes; Hypocreales; Nectriaceae
Exons: 3
Coding region: 1-777 (258 amino acids)
Source: RefSeq, a predicted model, not a curated record